Molecule: messenger RNA, 948 nt
Organism: Sitodiplosis mosellana (orange wheat blossom midge)
Lineage: Eukaryota; Metazoa; Arthropoda; Insecta; Diptera; Cecidomyiidae
Gene: l(2)34Fc
Product: putative defense protein Hdd11
Exons: 4
Coding region: 212-703 (163 amino acids)
Molecular function (GO): oxidoreductase activity, acting on metal ions
Source: RefSeq, a predicted model, not a curated record
AAGAAGCAGAAAAGAAAGGGAGAGUGAAACAACAACAUCGCCUUUGAUAAAUCAAAUACACACUGGACCGCACGCUCGAUGCUUUGGUCACGGAUUUUUCAAUUUAUUGAAUCAGAUUUUGUUACGACUUCGAUCAGAGAAGAUCAAAUCUUAACAGAUCAACAUUAAGCAAAUUUCACCUUGACCAAACAAAAUACCCAAUAAAAAUACAAUGUUUUGCCGUGCAUUCGUGACGAUCGCACUGAUUUGUGCUAUUCCAUCGGCAUAUUCGUAUUCGGCCGGCGCCCCAAGUGCAGCGUGCGAGGAUAUGGUACCACAGCAUCACGUCGACCCACAAAGAUCGACGCCACCAUACAAAAUGCUCUUGUCAUCGAAAGGCGAUACGGUGCAUGUGAAGAUCCAAGGCAACAGUGCGGGCGACACGAUUAAGGGUUUCAUGAUUCAAGCUCGCAAAGAUGGCAAGCCAAUUGGCAAAUUUGAAGUUCCAACCGAAUUCAGAAAGCAUGCUCAACCGUUGACCUGCUCAGGACCAGCUGAUGCACUGACACACAAGAAGAUCUUCGCCAAUGGGCCAAAUAAAAUUGAAGCUGACUGGACACCACCACCAGGUUUCAAAGGAGAUGUUAAAUUCGUAGCAACGGUCGCACUAAACGGCGGAAUUUUCUGGGUUCAAGCUAUUAAUGAACCAAUGUCCAUCGCUUAAAAUAAGAUCUCUUUUUUAUGAUGUUCAAUGUUGUAUGCUAAGUUAGCACUGCUAACUAUGUCCCAUUUUAAAUUUACAUUGAUCAUUUAGUUAAUAAAUUAAAUGUUGUUUUGGUAUCAGACCAUUUAGUUGUUGAAAUACUGAUAAAAUCCGAUGCACAGACAAAGUACACAAAGUACACCAAUUCAAAUACAAUCUACUUGAAAUUUGACACGGAAAUAAAUACCAUUUUAAUGACACUCGAA